This is a messenger RNA of Dioszegia hungarica, 1656 nucleotides long. RefSeq lists its product as uncharacterized. Gene Ontology annotation, molecular function: ubiquitin binding. The coding region runs from base 1 to 1656 and encodes 551 amino acids. Gene Ontology annotation, cellular component: endoplasmic reticulum. The transcript has 4 exons. The record is from RefSeq and is a predicted model, not a curated record. NCBI's taxonomy places the organism in Eukaryota, Fungi, Basidiomycota, Tremellomycetes, Tremellales, Bulleribasidiaceae.
AUGUCUCUCACACCGGCGCAGCAUUCAGCCCUCGAGCAGCUCAGCGCGAUUACGGCAUCGACCACUACAGCUGCAAGGGACAGGGACGAGCGUCUGCUCAGGGAGAAUGGGUGGGACGUGCAGGCGACAGUCGAGCAGAUCUUUGCAUCCGGUGGAUCUCUCACAGCCGAUGCUCAGGAUGGAUCUUCUUCGUCAGCCAGGACACCACCAGCGGCGUUUCGUCGGGACGAUGAGGAUCAACGCCCCGCUACGAGUGCCCGUAGACCAUCGGGGUCCAACGUUCGCCCCAGGAGACCGUCCCAGCCGGGAUAUGGAGGUGCUGGCAUUCCCGGAGGCGGUGGAGGCGGGAUGAGCGUGCUGGAUCUGGUGAUGAGCCCGUUCAGAUUGGCAUUGGGUGUCGUCAGCGGGAUAUGGUACUUCAUCAUCCGAAACGCCAUGCCUGUCACGUUCCUGCGGUAUCUCCCUCCCUUCCUCCGCCCGCCCACCACCUCCCGAUCUACCUCAUCCUCUAAUCGCCGCCUCCAAGAUCCCACCACCACCUCCCUUACCUACAUCCGGGACCUCGAGCGGCUCACUGGAUGUUCCGCCACUUCCGGUACCCUCCCCGAGAUCUACAUCGGGCCCUACCGCGAAUUCCUCAACACACUGCGGAAAGAUGGGAAGGUCGGGAUGGUGUUGGUCACCUGUGCCGAGCACGAGGAUGAUGUCAAGUUCAAGAGGGAGACGCUGGCGGAUGGGGAGAUGGUACGAUUCUUGAAGGAAAAGGAGAUCUUGCUUUGGGCAGGGGAUGUACGGAGUCGGGAGGGAUAUCAGGUUGCUGGAACACUAUUGGCUACGACAUACCCCUCGAUUUACUUCAUGUCCCUCCUUCCGGGCCACGCUGGCGCUGCUCCGAAAAUAUCCAUCAUCGCCACCCUGUCCGGCUCACCCGCCACUUCUACCUCCUCCGCCUCCAUCAUUCAGUCCCUCACCACCUCCGUCCUCCCCCGAACCAACGCCUUUUUGGCGCGUAUGAAGCGCGAGCGAUCUACCCUCGAAGAAGCGCGUCAUUUGCGGGAAGAGCAGGACCGAGCUUUCGCUUCCGCGGCACAGCGGGAUCAAGCCAAGAUCCUCGCGCAACGGCAGAAGGAGACUGCGGAGCGGCAAGAGCGGGAAGCGAUUGCUGCGCGCGAGGCGGCGGAGCGUGAUCAGAAGGCGAAGGCAGAACGAGAGAAGGUGGAUGCGCUGGAGAAGCGGGCGGUAUGGAGGCGGUAUGCUCGGAAACACCUCUUAUCGCCCUCGGACGGACCUCUGCGUAUCGCUCUGCGGACCCCGCUCAAUGCCAGUCGGAACGUCCGACAGUUCACGCCCGGACGCUCAACGGAAGGGCUGUUUAUCUAUGCCGAGACCCUCCUCAUACCCGACUCUGACACCCCGGAAUCAGACCCAGAUCGGCCGCCCGCGGGGUACGAGCCGCCCACAGACUUUGUGAUCGUCACGAGUUACCCGAGGAAGGAGGUCCCUCGGGUGAGUCAGGGUGGGGAGGAGGCAUGGGAGAUGGUCAAGAAGGCUGGAGGGGCUUUGUUUGCUGAAAAGGCUGAAGGGAGUACGUGGGGUACAGUAAGCGGAGAUGGGGCGGACAGUAGUGAUGAGGAGGUAGUGGACGACUCGGACUAG